CGACAGUUCCUCCAUCUGUCUUUCCCCGCGCGCCCGCGGAAUCUCGGCUCGGACUGAUCUCUUGUUUUUUUUGGUAUUCAUUGUUUGCUUUGUGCAACGCGAUCCCUCCUACUGCUUUUGUAUUUGCGACCUUUUUCCCCGCCGCAGUUGCGGCUCCUUUAACGGCCAUGUCGCAAGACACAGGAUUGUUCAGCAUCAAGCGUCCCCGAGAGACGUUGGGGAGUGUCCAGAAUUAUACAUCCAUCCCGCAGCCGUCGUCAGCCCUGAAGCGCACCAGCUCGAUAGGUCUCCCUCCAUUCACUUCUCAGAAUAUGCGCUCCAUGUCGCUGGCAAAUUCCGGUCGUCCCCAGCAGCCAAACUUCCAGCGUUCCUCGUCUGGUGGCCUGGGCGCGGAGGCUGGCCUUUCAUCAGUCAGGCGCUCGGUGUCGAGCAAUAUGUUCCAUGGCGCCAGUGGUGGUCGUCCUAGCUAUGCUCCGGGGUCAUUUUCAUCCAACCCGGCGUCGCAGGGUCUGCAACGAAGAAGUAGCGUCUUUUCGCGGCCAUCUGGAGUGGGGGGAGGCGGCAUGAGCAUAGGAAUGGGCCAUCAAUCUUUCUUCACCCAAGUUCCCAACGUCGCCGGUGUCCCGAGAGAUCCACGACCUCUCCGAGAUCGAUCAUUCCAGGCCCGCAUUGGACAGGAGCUCCUGGAAUAUCUCACGCACAAUAACUUCGAGUUGGAGAUGAAGCAUUCCCUGGGUCAGAACACUCUGCGAUCACCAACGCAGAAGGACUUUAACUUCAUCUUUCAAUGGCUGUACCAUCGCAUCGACCCCGGAUACCGGUUCCAAAAAGCCAUGGAUGCUGAGGUACCACCGAUCUUAAAGCAGCUACGCUACCCCUAUGAGAAGGGGAUCACCAAAUCGCAAAUCGCCGCUGUUGGGGGUCAGAACUGGCCGACGUUCCUGGGGAUGCUACACUGGUUGAUGCAACUGGCCCAGAUGAUGGAUCGGUAUGUUAUGGGAGAGUACGACGAGGCGUGCGCCGAGAUGGGAGUGGAUAUAUCCGGAGAUCGGAUCAUCUUCCGCUUCCUCACUGGGGCAUACCAUGAUUGGCUACAAGGUGGGGAGGAGGAGGAGGAGGAUACUGCUGAGAAACGGCUGGCGCCUCACGUUGAAAGCAUGGCUCAGGAGUUCGAGCAGGGCAACGAGAAGUAUGUGCAAGAAAUGCAAACGCUCGAGGCGCACAAUCGAUCCCUACGCGACGAAGUCGAGGCGAUGGAGAAGUCGGCUCCGGACCUGGCCAAACUCGAUAAACUCUUCCGGGUUAUGGAGGGCGACCGAGGAAAGUUCGAGGAGUACAACCAGAACGUCCAGGGGAAGAUCGAAAAAUAUAACACUCGCAUCAACUUUUUGAACGACGAGCUGCAAAAGAGCGAAACCGAACUACAGGAGGCGGAGGAGGAACGGGCCAGCCUACAAUCUCGAGUCGAUCAGCAGGGGUUGACCAUCCAAGAUAUCGACCGGAUGAACUCCGAGCGAGAGCGGCUUCAGAAGAGUCUCGAGGACACGGCCGGCCGGUUGGAAGAGACGCACUCCCGUGUCAUGGCCAUCGAGGCCGAAGCCAGUCGGCGACUUGAGGACCUGGAGGAGGUCGUCAAGCUUUACAACACCCUGGGCUACCAGAACAGUCUGAUCCCCUCCUCUGCGGUCAACGCCAAGGGCGAUGAGUACGAACUCGAGCUCAACGUGAAUGAGAUGAACUUCUCAGCAUCGCAGAACGGUGGCGCGUUCAAUCGGAUCUCUCCGGAAGGGGACCGACUACUAGCGGAGCCGUACGUGGGCUAUCACCCUGCGCGCUUGUUGAACCUGGAUCUCCGGGGUGCGGUCCGCACCAACCUCCAAGGUCUUCGGAAAGAGAUCAACGAGCGCCGCGAACGGGGUAUCGAUGCGGACCUGGAACGACGGAAUCUCCUGGACAACAUCAAGGAGGCCAUGGACGAGAAGCGCAGCGAGGUCGAAGCUCUGGAGCACAAACGACGCGCGGCCGAAGAAGAGUUUGAGCGGACCAAGGAGAUUACGACGACGCAAAAGCUUGCAUCUGACGCCCAGAUUGAGAAGAUGGAGAAGGAGCUGGCCAAGAUGCGCGCUACGCUGAGCGAAAGCGUCCAGUUAAUGGAGCAACGCGAGAUGAAUACGAACAUUGAAUAUGAGCAGCUGACGCUUCGGGCCAAUACCCUCCGGGAGGAGCUCCACACGAACGUGGAGAGCAUGUUGAACGAUGUCAUUCGAUUCAAGGUACACGUCCAAAAGGGGUUGGAAGACUACGAGAGUUUCAUCGUGGACGAGGUCGAGCAAGAACUUGGUGGUGAGACGGUGCCCAAUGAAGAUGUGCCCAUGGAGGAGGCAGAGGAUGAGGAGGAGCUCUGAAGCCCAUCGGGGUUUCAUCUAUCAUUGUCAUGACUCACGACGGUUGUUAGGGAGUUUGGUUCAGGGUUUGGGUUUCUUUUUUUUUUUGUCUUUGGGGUCGUUUGUUGAUCUAGAUCCAAGUUGGCCACAUACAACUAGGUCUCAAGGCUCAAUUUGGGUCUAACCUACGGACUAGUGACAGUGUCUCUCUUGUUGCGGCGCU
Aspergillus campestris IBT 28561 is the source of this 2607-nucleotide messenger RNA. Its product is annotated as kinetochore-associated Ndc80 complex subunit NDC80. The transcript has 2 exons. Gene Ontology annotation, cellular component: Ndc80 complex. Bases 168 to 2405 code for a protein of 745 amino acids. Gene Ontology annotation, biological process: attachment of mitotic spindle microtubules to kinetochore. The record is from RefSeq and is a predicted model, not a curated record. Lineage: Eukaryota; Fungi; Ascomycota; Eurotiomycetes; Eurotiales; Aspergillaceae.